UGUGGAGAGAGAGGGAGGCGAGCACUCAGUCCCACCAGCUUCACUCCUCCUCUGCCAGCACACAUCUGCUGCUGAGGAGAUGGGACACUGAUCCCGAGAGGAGCACUUUGAGCUUUGGAGAUCAGUCCUCGCGGCAUGGCCGACUGGACCAGAGCACUGUGAGGGAGAGGCCAUAAAGGAAAGCUCCCACUGGAGAUAUAUUUACCUUCUCCCAAGGCUGAGAGUUCUCUUGAAUCUGGGGUGAUGUCCCAGCGCUGGUGCAGGCAGGUCCUGCUCGGCGUGGAGCUGCUGGUGGCGGUUCUGGCGGCCGGCGCUGCUGCACAGCUUACUGAGAGGAGGCAGGCAGGGUCGUCCUGCUAUGGAGGAUUUGACCUCUACUUUGUUUUGGACAAGUCUGGCAGUGUGCAACAUUACUGGAAUGAGAUCUACUACUUUGUUGACCAUCUGGCUCACAAGUUCAUCAGCCCUCAGCUGCGGAUGUCUUUUAUUGUGUUCUCGACAGAAGGACGGACUCUCAUGGCGCUAACAGAAGACAGAGAGCAGAUUCGAGCCGGACUGGAGGAGCUGAGCAUGGUGCAGCCAGGCGGAGACACCUUCAUGCACAGAGGAUUUCAAAGAGCCAGCGAGCAAAUAUAUUACGGGACUGGAGAUGGUUACCGGACAGCCAGUGUCAUCAUUGCCCUGACAGACGGUGAACUGAGAGAAAAUCAGUUUGACCUGGCACAAAGAGAGGCCAGCAGAGCGCGCCAGUUGGGUGCCACUGUCUACUGUGUGGGAGUAAAAGACUUCAACGAAACCCAGUUGUCAACAAUAGCUGACAGUAAGGACCACGUCUUCCCUGUGAACGAUGGAUUUCAAGCACUGCAAGGGGUCAUCGACUCGAUCCUGAAGAGAUCAUGCAUUGAGAUCCUGGCUGUGGAGCCCUCCAGCAUCUGUGAAGGAGAGUCCUUCCAGGUGGUUGUCAAGGGAAACGGUUUCCUUCAUGCUCGGGAUGUACAGAAAGUUCUCUGCAGCUUCCGCAUCAAUGACACAAUGACUUUGAUGAAGAGGCCUUUGGUGGUGAGAGACACCUAUCUCUUAUGUCCAGCUCCUGUCCUGGAGAAAGAGGGAACGUCUGCCACCCUUUACGUCAGCAUGAAUAACGGCCUCAGCUUCAUAUCGAGCUCCGUCACAAUCACUGCAGUUGCCUGUUCCACGUCACGGCAGGAAACAACAACAACAACAACAACAACAACCUCCACGCAGCCACCUACCACUUUGAAAACUCCAAGUUUUGACGAGGAUUUGGAUCUUGCAUCUGACGGGACAUUUGUGGCCAUAGCUCUGCUCAUCCUGCUGCUGCUGCUGACCAUCGCUCUGCUGUGGUGGUUCUGGCCUCUCUGCUGCACAGUGGUCAUUCAUGAGCCGCCUCCUCCAGUAAUAGAAGACAUCUCCGAUGACGAGGAUGGCUUCCCAAAGAAGAGGUGGCCCACAGUAGAUGCAUCAUAUUAUGGAGGCCGUGGAGUUGGAGGCAUUAAAAGAAUGGAGGUCCGUUGGGGAGAUAAAGGCUCAACUGAAGAAGGAGCCAAACUGGAAAAAGCGAAAAACGCUCGAGUUGUGAUGCCUGCAGAGGAGUACGAUCCUCCUCCACGGCUUCACUACCACAUGCACAAGUCGAUGCGUCCCCAGAAGUGGUACACUCCCAUCAAGGGUAAACUGGAUGCUCUGUGGGUGUUUCUGAGGAAAGGCUACGACAGAGUCUCUGUGAUGCGUCCUUAUCCUGGAGACAAGGGCAGGUGCAUCAACUUCACCCGGAGUAAAUCCUACCCUGCUCCCCACUACCCCAUCUACAACCACCCCUCCACACCCGUCUACACGCUGCCCCACAGUUACCAGCGUCGUCCGUCAGAGGGCGACCAGACCUUCCAUUUGCCCCCCUCGCCAACUUCCACCCUCCCUCCCCUGCCGUCCACUCCCCCUCCGUCCUCCAGCAGCUCGUCCACGUACACGCCGCCUCCCACCAGAGCCCUGCCUCCGGCCAGCGUUAGCCCCAUCUCUGUGCCUCCGUCUCCAACCGGCUCCCUGCCGCCUCCACCUCUAGGCCCACCUCCCUGCAGAGCACCUCCUCCGUCACGGCCUCCUCCACGCCCCAAUCACGAGAACCACUGAUGGCUACGUUGUUGAGGAGCAGGAGCCAAGCUCAGAAUGGAAACCUGAAAAGACCUUCUCACUGUGGCUGUGCUUAAUUACAUCCAAGCAGAAGGAGAACUACAGCAGCGCUAUGAUAUCGCCUUUUGAGGCUGCAUGUGGAGAUUCGACACCUGCUCAUGGCUGGAGCAUGAUGUACCAUGAACUGUGACUUUUUAGAAAGUCUAGAGAGUGAAUAUUUAGUGCAAACAAGCACAGCUUUGGCUAUUGGAGUUAAGCAUUUAUGCAGUUUUUAAGAACAUUUCUCCUUAUUAAAUAUCAGUUUGCACAAUUUGGUCAGACUUUGCAAUGUAAACUUCAACAUCAGCCUUCAUCUGAUGUGAAUUUUUAAUUCUUCUACACAAUGAAAAACAAAAAUCCCUAUUUUUAAACAGCAGGAACCCCAGCAGCUCAGCAACUUCUUCAUGUGUUUUAUACAUGCAAGUCUGUUCAGCAGCUGCUCGUCCUGCAAAAUGUAUAUAUUUUGUAAAUGAAGGUUUUUUAAAAAUCAACAAAACAUGUAUGCACGCACAUUGUAGUUGAUGGACGAUAACAGUUUUCAUGUUUUGAUUUUUUUUUCUUGGCUACUGUUAGAUAGACUUUUAAAAUUUCAACAGAGCCCAGCUCAGUGUCUCCCCUGCUUCAAGUCUUUAUGCUAAGCUAAGCUUCACAUUCACUCGACUGAAAUGAGAACGACAUCGAUCUUCUCAUGAUACUUUUGGCAAGAAGGCAAAUAAGCAUAUUUACCACCGAUAAGGCUCAUACUUUUCUCACAUACACAUCUUAAAUAAGCUGCUGUGGAGUCCGCUGAAUGCUGUUAUUGACAUUCAUAAUGAAAUAAACUUUAAAAUAUUCUCAUGAUCUUGAGCAUCAACAUGGAAAUAAAUCCUAAAGUUCGAGAGCGGAGAUGUUAAUUGUAAAGCCGUCAGCAAGCAAGUCUUAAAACCCAGGAGUUACGUCUUUGGCAGAGUGUGACUCUGACUGUCAGAGGCUAUUUAAGUUCCAUAACGAUAACAAACGUUACCUCUGGAACCUGAUUCAGCGGCCCAGACUGCACAUUUGUGAUCACACUUGUUCAUACCAAUAUGAUGUGCAAUAAAUCAGCAAAGAAAAUGUU
This is a messenger RNA of Amphiprion ocellaris (clown anemonefish), 3283 nucleotides long. RefSeq names its product ANTXR cell adhesion molecule 1b (gene antxr1b). Lineage: Eukaryota; Metazoa; Chordata; Actinopteri; Pomacentridae. The record is from RefSeq and is a predicted model, not a curated record. Bases 244 to 2148 code for a protein of 634 amino acids. Gene Ontology annotation, molecular function: signaling receptor activity. The transcript is spliced from 19 exons. Gene Ontology annotation, cellular component: membrane.